UUCUUUCUGCCUCGGUCGUUGAAUCCAAACUUCCCCCAACAAAAUACACCAAACUUUACUUAAAACCCUUCCUUCUCCCUCUUCUUUCACAUCCUCUCUGUCCCACACAACAAUAAAUACUCCAUAGUUUCUAUACACUACGAAAAAUCCACACAUUCGAAAAUCACUCUCUCUCUAUAUAUACUCCAACUUAGUUUUCUUCCAACAACACAUCUUCUUCUCAAUUCUCAUUCCAUAGCUACAUACACACACACACACACGUUCAUGGCUUCCUCAACAAAGAACCUAGCAGAUUCAGCGUCAUGGUGUUGUGCCUUGGCGCUUUUGUGUCUGAUUCUACUGGGGUCUAUAAGGGAGAGCCGUGUGCCGGAGGAGGAGGAGGAGGGCGCGGCGGUGAAAGGGCGGAGCAACCUCUUUGAACGGCCGUGUGAUGAGAUAUAUGUGGUGGGAGAAGGAGAGACCCUACACACCAUUAGUGACAAGUGUGGUGACCCUUUUAUUGUUGAAAGCAACCCUCAUAUUCAUGACCCUGAUGAUGUUUUCCCUGGCCUUGUCAUCAAAAUCACCCCCACUAAUAACAAAUUGCUCAAGAGGUAGAUAUAGUUUUCUUGUGUAUUUCAUCAUGUAUAUUGUAUAGUAUAUCAUACAGGAGGGAAAUAUAUAUAUACAUGAAGCUUUUUUUUUUUUUUUUACAAUUUUAUAGAAGUUGAAAGCAACAGUGAUAAGCACUUUCUGUUUGGUUUUCUGAACAAAACAAUAUAGUCAUGAUCGUCAUCUUUUCUCGUUCUUCGGUUCUUUCUUUGUUGAUGUUUGUUUGGUUUCUUUCUCGAUGAAUAAUAGAGAGUGUUUUUUCGGUUA
Molecule: messenger RNA, 858 nt
Organism: Vigna unguiculata (cowpea)
Lineage: Eukaryota; Viridiplantae; Streptophyta; Magnoliopsida; Fabales; Fabaceae
Product: peptidoglycan-binding LysM domain-containing protein
Source: RefSeq, a predicted model, not a curated record